Messenger RNA from Andrographis paniculata, 3574 nucleotides. Its product is annotated as protein SPA1-RELATED 4-like. Gene Ontology annotation, molecular function: protein kinase activity; protein binding; ATP binding. Lineage: Eukaryota; Viridiplantae; Streptophyta; Magnoliopsida; Lamiales; Acanthaceae. The record is from RefSeq and is a predicted model, not a curated record. Bases 767 to 3295 code for a protein of 842 amino acids. Gene Ontology annotation, biological process: photomorphogenesis; protein phosphorylation. The transcript has 7 exons.
UAAUCUUGCAGAAAAAUACCACGGUGCAUUUCCAAGCAAUGGCCUGCGAUUUUUUGAUCUCUUUCUGGGUUUUGUUCUUCUUUUCUUUUUCUUUUUUUAUUGUGCUGCGGAGAAGAAAGAUACAAAUGUUUGGAUUGCUAUUAUUAUUUUUUAAUUUUAAUUAAUUUUGUGGGUGGAAUAUUGAAUGGUGUUUUGGGGAUUCAAACGGGCUGUGAGUAUCUAUUUGUGUGGUUCUUGUUCUUUUGUUUGUUUCUCUCUCUUUCUUCCUCUCUCUCUCUCUCUCUCUCUCAUGUCCAUAGUUGUCGAAACUUGGUGCUGCUUGCUGUGUUCCUCUCUCUGUGUUCAUACUGCUCCUAAUUUGUUUGCAUCUGUCCCUGAUGUGUGUUUUCUCUGAUUUUCCGAUAGCCGCCCUUUGAGAAGGGUUUUCUUCAGUUGUCGGCUUUCAUGGCGUUCUUACACCUGUUGAUGAUCGAUGGCGGUUCUAUCCGCGUGACGCUUGUCUGAAUUUCGUUUCUGUGUAUGAUCCAUUGCCAAGUAAGCGUAGUCAGGUACAGGUCCUACUUCUAAGCGUAGUCAGGUACAGGUCCUACUUUUUUUAUGGCGGCGAUUUCGCGACUUAUUUGAUCGGAGAAUUUACCGGCGGCGGAGGAAAAAAGAAAAGGCUUAGAAUCCUCAGGGUUAAAAUCGACCGUUCGAUUCUGUAUGUGUAGUCUGUGUUUGUGUGCUGGGGUUUGUUCACUGCUUAAGAUAGUCGGCGGCGGCGGUUAUGGAUGGUUCGUCGGAGUCCGGUUGGCCGCGGUCGGAUAAUUCGACCGGGUUGAAUUCUUCGUCGUUGUUGGACCGGAAUCCCCGAGCCGCCCGGGCGAGGUCCUCCGGCGACAACACGUCUCGUGAUUCCGGCGGGUUUUUGUCUUCGAGGAAAGGGAGGGAUAAAACCCUGUGGCCUCAGGUAAGUCAUCUCAGAGCUCCGUUUGGCGACUGCGGCGUUGGCGUCGGCGGCGGCGGCGGCGGAAGCGUUGGCGUAGCGGCGGAAUGUAAAGAUGUUAGUCUUAGGCAGUGGUUGGAUACUCCUGGAAGAAAAGUGGAUGCCCUAGAAUGCCUUCACAUUUUUUCCCAAAUUGCAGACAUUGUGAACCGCGCGCAUUCCCAAGGCAUCGUCGUCCACAACGUUCGCCCCUCCUGCUUCACAAUUUCCUCAUUUAAUCGCGUCACUUUCGCAGAAUCGCCGUCCAAUUACUCCGAUUGCGCCUCCGACUCGCUCGAUUGCGGAUCGAAUCCUCAAAUGGCUGAGUUCAAGGAUUCGUCGCCGCCUCCGGCAAUGCAUUUCUCCGGAAACCUGAGGAGGCAUAAUUCUACACUGAAACAAAUUUUGCUUGUGGAACCGAAUUGGUACCGGAGUCCCGAGGAGGCCGCCGGCGCCCCUACCUCUUGCGCUUCCGACAUUUACCAGCUCGGCGUGUUGCUGUUUGAGCUGUUUUACGCAUUCGAUUCGCUGGAAGAGAAGAGCACAACAAUGGCAAGUUUGAGACACCGGGUGCUCCCUCCGCAGAUGCUUCUCACAUGGCCUAAACAAACUUCCUUCUGCCUGUGGCUGCUCCAUCCCGAGCCGAGUUGCCGACCUAAAAUGAGUGAGCUGUUGCACAGUGAGUUUUUAAACGAACCAAGAGAUGACAUAGAGGAACGAGAAGCUGCUCUAGAACUACGGGAGAAGAUAGAGGAGCAGGAAUUGUUGCUGGAAUUCCUUCUUUUAUUGCAACAAAGAAAGCAAGACGCAACUGAUAGCUUGAACGAGACAAUAUCAUUCAUAUCUUCCGACAUUGAGGAAGCAACAAACAUGCAGACAGCUCUCAGGGCAAAAGCUGACCCGAACUUGGAUCCGAGCCAGAAUUCUACAGCCGGCCCCCUUUCUGUGAACAUGACAGACGAUGAUGAUUCUGGCUUCUCCGGCUCCAGAAAGCGCGUUCGCCAAGGUCUUUGCAUUGGAAAUUCACGUGAAUCCAAUAACCAUCCGGAUGAUCAUCAUAAGUCGGAGAGACAUCAAGCAAGUGCUCUCCCGAAAAGCAGUAGGCUAAUGAAGAAUUUCAGGAAAUUCGAGUCUGCUUAUUUUUUGACGAGGCGCAGGUUUGUAAAACCGGCUGGCGGAUUGUUGGCCAGGCCUUCUCCACUGAGCAGCGGCGGUCGAGGAUCCAUUGUUGCAACCGAAAGAAGUUCUAUCAGUAAUCAAUCAUUGAAAGAGCGGCCCAACGAACUUGGGCAGAGAGGAUGGGUAAAUACAUUCCUGGAAGGGUUAUCGAAGUACUUGUCGUAUAGUUCGCUAAAAGUUAAAGCAAACUUAAAGCAAGGAGAUCUCCUAAACUCUUCCAACCUGGUAUGCUCGCUUAGUUUUGACCGCGACGGGGAAUUUUUCGCCACUGCUGGAGUAAAUAAGAAGAUCAAAGUGUUCGACUAUAACUCCAUAUUGAGCGAAGAUCGCGACAUUCAUUAUCCUGUGGUUGAGAUGUCAGGUAGGUCGAAGCUCAGCAGCACAUGCUGGAAUGGAUACAUCAAAGGCCAAAUUGCUUCGAGUAACUUCGAUGGAGUCGUGCAGGUGUGGGAUGUCUCGAGAAGGCAGACAUUCAUAGAAAUGAAAGAACACGAACGGCGCGUGUGGUCUGUGGACUUUUCAGUGGCUGAUCCGACGCUGCUGGCCAGCGGGAGCGACGACGGUUCUGUUAAGCUUUGGAAUAUCAAUCAGGGGGCAAGUCUCGGUACCAUCAGGACGAAGGCCAAUGUCUGCUGUGUUCAGUUCCCAACUGACUCUGGCCGUUCUCUUGCAUUCGGCUCGGCGGAUCAUAAAAUAUAUUACUAUGAUCUUCGCAACUCGAAGAUGCCUCUCUGUACUCUCGUCGGGCACAAUAAAACCGUGAGCUAUGUUAAGUUCAUUGAUUCGACCACGCUUGUGUCUGCAUCCACGGACAACACGCUAAAACUGUGGGAUUUGUCGAUGUGCACUUCGAGAGUUCUGGAUUGUCCGCUUCAGUCAUUUACGGGACACCUGAAUAUAAAGAAUUUUGUCGGCUUGUCUGUAUCCGAAGGCUAUAUUGCUACUGGCUCCGAAACAAAUGAGGUUUACGUUUACCACAAGGCUUUCCCAAUGCCUGCGCUGUCUUUUAAAUUCAACAGCACAGAUCCUCUUUCGGGCGACGAAGUGGACGACACUGCACAGUUCAUCUCGUCCGUUUGCUGGCGCGGGCAAUCUUCCACCUUAGUUGCCGCAAACACCAUGGGAAACAUCAAGCUUUUGGAGAUGGCUUGACCGACGCAACCAAAGCCCGAAUGGCAACUGAUACAAAUGCACAAUGCCGGGACCGAAUCAAGCAGACGUCGACAACGACGACGACAACGACAGCCAGGCAGGCGAGAGGUACUUCAGUAGAAAACUGUUUUCUACUAGAAAAAAUUUUUGGCCCUACUGUAGAGUACACCACACUGGUUUUUUUUAACUGUAAGAAAGAUUCGGAUGCGUAUGUUGUCCAUUGUAAAAAGAACAAAAAAGGUUUGGGGAGAAAUGUCUAUACAUUGAUUGAUGAUUUCA